AUGGCACCAGUCAUUUCUCACAUCGACAUACCUGACCUCCAGUUCUCGUCGCUUGAACUCGAUUCUCGCUCCUCCAAAGCCGAUGUGGCUCUACCAGCAACUCCUCUCACCAAACGCAGCUUUCUGUUCUCCGACUCAAUUCCAAACCCACUCAUCCCCCGGAACGACGAUGCCUCACCAAUCCUUUCUCCAAUGGACACCUUCAAUAUCCUCACAGCCAGAGAUGCGAAGUCCACCAGCGACCCGGACCCUGGAGCAGGUUCGAUCGACCCUACCAAAAUCAACAUGAAAGGUAUCCAGGCGCUCUUCGCUAUUAUCGGGGCUGCGUUUGUUCUUGGAGCUAUUUGGUUCUUCUUCUGGGCGAAGAAUGGUGGCUUCCAGUGGCGGAAAGGCGAUUGGGAGGAUUACAAGUCGACCGUCUUGCGGCGGAAGGGUCCUAACGGAACCACACUGAGCAAUGCUACCAAGAGUACUAUCCUCGGUGGUGGAAGUGUGGUAGGAGAUGGCUACUCCGACAAGGACGCUGCCACUACGGUCGACGGCAAUAUGACCGAGACCAUGACCGACUUGUCCUCAGAAGCACCUAUCAUUAAGGAGAAGCGCGGCACCAACAAAUUGAACAAAUUGAAGAAUGAAACCUCCAAAGCGCGAAAGAUCCGGGAAGCCAAGGAGGCGCAGUGGGAAGGCGCUCACGAUAACGACGUCCGCGCAUACCGUCACGAGAAAGCCGCACGGGUCGGUGGCAUCAACAAGGACUCGGACGCUUUGUUCUACGGAACCGACUAUAGCGCAACAGAACGCAGCUGCAGUGACAUGGGCAGCAUCCCUCAAGGAUCCGCCUAUGGGUAUGAAGCUGGGCCUCGCCAAUCCUCCAGGCAAUCGAGCCCCGACAAGCGUCAAACCCGCCGUGAUUUCUCCUACUCUCAAGAGAACGCGUUCAAUGUCUCAUCACCACCUCAGGCUGCUACCGCGCCCCAAGGUCCCCGUCCAAAUCGAUACCAUCCUCCCAACAAGAAUCCUAAUCCUCAGCGCCCGAUCCGAAAUGUGCCCGGUUCCUUCACCGAGCCGCUGGAUUUUGAUGUCCAGAGCCAGAAUACGAAGGCAUACCAUCAUCCACUGCCGAGAUUGAACGGCCAGGCAAAGUCUGGUGGCUACAGACGUGACAGACGUGACAGUCUUGAUGACUGA
This is a messenger RNA of Capronia coronata CBS 617.96, 1188 nucleotides long. RefSeq lists its product as uncharacterized. The transcript has a single exon. The coding region runs from base 1 to 1188 and encodes 395 amino acids. Lineage: Eukaryota; Fungi; Ascomycota; Eurotiomycetes; Chaetothyriales; Herpotrichiellaceae. The record is from RefSeq and is a predicted model, not a curated record.